AUGGCCCGGCGGCGGCGCCGCGCCUGCAUCGCGCUGUUCCUGGUGCUGCUCUUCGCCUUCGGCACCCUAAUGGGCCUGCGCACGCUCAAGGCUCCGGACGGACUCCCGGCGCUGGGCCCGGGCCUGGAGCUGGCGCCCUUUGAGCGACGCCCGGAGGGAGCCCCCGCGCCCGCCGCCCGGGCCCCAGCCGCCCCCGCCGCGCCGCCCCCGCCGCCGCCCCCGCCCCGCACCGCUGGCCCGGGCAGUCCCCCGGGCCCGGCUCCCGCGGAGGCCGAGCCCGCCCCCGGGCAGAGUCUGCGCGUCUACUCGGACCUGCACGCCUUCUACUACUCCUGGUACGGGAGCCCGCAGCGCGAGGGCCACUACAUUCACUGGGACCACGUCAUGGUGCCGCACUGGGACCCCAAGAUCUCGGCCAGCUAUCCCCGCGGCCGCCAUAGUCCUCCCGACGACUUGGGCUCCAGCUUCUACCCGGAGCUGGGGCCCUACAGCUCCCGGGACCCCGAGGUGCUGCGGGAGCACAUGACCCAGCUCAAGGAAGCCGCCAUCGGCGUCCUGGUCCUGUCCUGGUACCCACCUGGCAUGGCUGAUGAUAACGGGGAACCCUCAGGCGACCUGGUACCCGCCAUUCUUGACACCGCCCAUCAGUACAACAUCCAGGUGGCCUUCCAUAUCCAACCCUACAAGGGCCGGGAUGACAUCACUCUGCAUGACAACAUCAAGUACAUCAUUGACACGUAUGGCUCCCAUGGGGCAUUUUACCGCUAUAAGAACAGCAUGGGUAAGAGCCUCCCACUCUUUUAUAUCUACGACUCAUACCUGACAUCCCCUGAGGCCUGGGCCCACCUCUUGACACCCAACGGGCCCCACUCGAUCCGCAACACCCCCUACGAUGGGGUCUUCAUCGCGCUGCUGGUGGAGGAGGGCCACACCCACGACAUCCUGGCUGCUGGGUUUGAUGGCAUGUAUACCUACUUCGCCUCCAACGGUUUCUCCUUCGGCUCCUCCCAUCAGAACUGGAAGGCUGUGAAGAGCUUUUGUGAUGCCCACAACCUCAUGUUCAUCCCCAGCGUGGGGCCUGGCUACAUUGACACCAGCAUCCGGCCCUGGAACAACCACAAUACUCGGAACAGGGUCAAUGGCAAGUACUAUGAGACAGCCUUGCAGGCAGCCCUGACCGUGAGGCCCGAGAUUGUCUCCAUCACAUCUUUCAAUGAGUGGCACGAGGGCACCCAGAUCGAGAAGGCCAUCCCCAAGAAGACCCCAACGCGGCUGUAUCUGGACUACCUGCCUCACCAGCCCAGCCUGUACCUGGAGCUGACUCGCCGCUGGGCGGAGCACUUCAUCAAAGAGAAGGAGCAGUGGCUGAUGUGAGAAGCCUGGGGCCACGAGGUGCCAAUGUCCUGGCCUCCCCGGAAGGUGUCACUGUAGGGGGCUCAGCUGAGGUUGGAGGCACUCGCUGGUUCCCCAGUCAGCAGCGGGGCGCCUCUGGGUGGGCCAUCAAGCCUGGGCCCAUGUGGAACAGAGCUUGUUCCUCAGGCAUGUGGGGCUGGGGGGCUCUGCACGGACAGGAAGUGAGGCAGGGUUCCAGAGAGGGCCCCAGAGAGGCUGGCGGGUGACUGGACUCAGCCGAGGGCCGCUCCACAUCCUGUCGUAACACUUUAAAAUGAUCCCUUCGAGCUUGGAACUCAGUAGGUUGGUGUUGCAUAGCAGUCCCGAAGUCACUGCUGUUAGGAGGGGUCAGGGCUCUGGGCGAGCACGUGCCCUGCUGCCUCUUCAGUCUUCUUCUGUCUUCUCCAAGUGAGGGAACCACAUUUGCAACUUCCCAAGAGGGAAAUUCUAGGUUUAAGCCCUUCCCAAUAGACUCCUGAACACAACAAUCAGGAAAUAAUCCUGAGCCUUUGUACACUCAUUCAACACAUACUGACAGAGUACCUACUAUGUGCUAGAGACUUCACAUGGAAAGGUUUCUUUCUCCCAGAAGCUUACAGGAUCCAGCUUUCCUUAUUUGGCGUGGCCUUGUAGCUAGUGCCUGAGCACAGUUUUUCCCUUUUUUGCAGUUUUCUCCAAUGCUGAGUUUUUUUUUCUUCUUCUUCUUCCUCAAGAAAAUACCUCUGUGCUCCAGAGCCCACAUUUCCCCAGAUGACCAUCUAGCUCCAGGGAGAGGACCAGGACAUCCUCCCUCCCUUUAGCUGCCUAAACUGAAUGAGGCCCACUCACUAGAGCCAUUUUCAGAGCUACUGUGAUUUCUAUCAAUUAAAUAUGACAUGGUCUUCUCAAGUAA
Callorhinus ursinus (northern fur seal) is the source of this 2284-nucleotide messenger RNA. RefSeq names its product mannosidase endo-alpha like (gene MANEAL). Gene Ontology annotation, molecular function: alpha-mannosidase activity. The record is from RefSeq and is a predicted model, not a curated record. Lineage: Eukaryota; Metazoa; Chordata; Mammalia; Carnivora; Otariidae.